Paramecium sonneborni is the source of this 561-nucleotide messenger RNA. NCBI's taxonomy places the organism in Eukaryota, Ciliophora, Oligohymenophorea, Peniculida, Parameciidae. The record is from the annotation of a GenBank genome assembly.
AUGAAUCAUCAAGGGUUUUUUGGAACUGCUAUUAAACGUAACUCUAAACAAUUACAGACUUAUAGGGGAGAGUAAAAUUUCACUAAUAAGUUGUUUGUAAAUGAUAAUCUUAGAAAAAUCUAAUUACCAAAAUAACUUACUUAUGAAUAUUGUUUCUCAUUAGAGUAAGGAGUACAAGGUAUAAAGAUGGGAAUCAAAUCUCCAUCGAAAUAAUUUAAAAAAUCCAAGAAUUAUAAAUAAAAUAUUGAAAAUACACCUUAUUUGCCUGAAGCUUUAAAGAUUUCUUAUAAUUAACAAUAAAUCAUUCGUGAUUUGUCUCCUUUGACCAAAAUUAGAAGGUGCAAAAAGGAUGAGACUAAUUAAAAUCAAAAAUUACUAAUAUUAGAUUAGUAGUUUUUUGAUUUCUAAACAAAUAAAAGAAUACGAGCCUAAUCAUUUGUUGAAGAAAGAUCCUUUUAUCCAGAUUAGAAGAUGAAAAGACCUCAACUCAAUUCGAUUGUAUGCAGAAAUAUUCGUAGCGAUUCAUUUCGAUUAUAAGAAAAUUAAUCUUAAAAUUACUGA